AUGUCAGUAGUACCGUAUUUUGUUGCUGCUGUGGACGCAGAACGUUAUUUAAAUCAUGAAAUCAAUUUCAAAGAAGCUACGGAUAAUAUUGUUCAAAAUAUACAUAUUUAUGUGCCAUUAACAACUGCUAAACUUAUAUGUGAUACUAUUGUUCUAAGCGUGACAGGUCUUAUUAAUUAUGGACUUGAAGCUUUUAAAAAUGCUAUAAAAUUAUCAUUAAAUCAUAUUUUUACAUCACUUCGAAGUUGUUCAAUUGGUCUUAUUUUAAGUCAAUUUAAGCAUAUUUAUGAUAAACAUGAAAAAGUUUUAUUAUCUAUAUCUAUAAUUGAUUUUUACCUUAUGAAAUAUUUGUUAGAAUGUAUGGGUAUUAUACGUGCAGUAGCUGAAUCGAAUAAUAUUGAUUUUGUUAAAUAUAUGAAUAAAUGUUAUUCAGAUGAAAUUUAUAUAAAUAAUACAUCUUCAUCGAAUAAUGAACAUUCUUUUGAGCGGAAACGUGUAAAAGAUCCGGAUUUUAUUCAAAUUAUUACAAUUUCAUUAGAAGAUAUAUUUCAUGGAAAAGUAUGUGAUGUAAUUGUUAAACGAGAAAUUCGUGAUAUUAAUAAACAAAUGCCAGAAAUUGAAGAAGCAACAUAUCAAGUUAUUAUUGAACCUGGUUAUGUUGAUGGAAAAACAUUUCGUUUUAUCGAAGCAGGUUCUAAUCUUAUUUAUAUAGCAAAAAUUUCUUUACAACAGGCAUUAGAUGGUUUACCAGUUCAAAUACCAUUGAUUGAUGGAAGAACAGAAGAGUUUUAUCCAAAUGAUAUUAUUAAUCCACAUACAGAAUUUAUUAUUGAUCAAGCUGGUCUUCCGGAUCCAACAAAUAAUGGAAUUCGUGGUCGACUUAUUGUUAAAUUUGAUAUUGACUUUCCCGAUUACAAGUUAGGAAGAGAACCUGUCGAAUGA
This is a messenger RNA of Rotaria sordida, 942 nucleotides long. NCBI's taxonomy places the organism in Eukaryota, Metazoa, Rotifera, Eurotatoria, Philodinida, Philodinidae. The record is from the annotation of a GenBank genome assembly.